Molecule: messenger RNA, 240 nt
Organism: Penicillium subrubescens
Lineage: Eukaryota; Fungi; Ascomycota; Eurotiomycetes; Eurotiales; Aspergillaceae
Exons: 1
Coding region: 1-240 (79 amino acids)
Source: RefSeq, a predicted model, not a curated record
AUGGUCAUGGGCAUGGCUAUCAUCGCCGGGCCUGUCAGCCCUGUCAAAGCGACAUGGUUUAGUGGUUCCGAUCCGCCAUCCCCGCUUAUCUCGACUGAAGUUUGGCUCGGUUGUGGAUCUUCUCCUCUUGGCUUCCCGAUUCUGCAAAUCUCGCGCCACGGUGCCCGCGGGACGCGCGCACUUUCAGGAUUAUUACCUGCUUGUCUGCGCUUCGAAGUUCUCAUGAAUCGCGCUAAAUAG